GUGCAAGAAAGUAUAUGAGUAUAUGUUCCCUUAUAUUUUCGUGGAAAGAUGAACUCAACGAUCUAUUCUUCGAAUGUGACAUUUUCCGGUCCUUCUCCUUUUAGUCCUCCUAGCAACUUUCGCAAUGUCGCAGUCAUCUUUUCACCUUUCUAUCCUUAAAGAUUUCAUUCAAACUCGUCUCCCACAUGUUCAACUGGUGACCCCAACCUCUCCAGAAUAUGCAGCUUCGCGCUCAACAUUUUGCUUAUCCAAUGCUACCGUUCCGCUUGCUAUUGUGAAGCCGGCAACGAUAGCAGACGUAUCCGCGUUGAUAACUUUUACCACCGACCAUCAGAUCCCAAUUACAGUACGUUGUGGCGGCUAUUCUUAUUUUGGUUCCGAAUUUUCGUCCUCUGCUUUAGCAAUCGAUCUCCGCUGUCUCGCAUCAAUCCGCGUUUCAUCCACCCGUAAUUCUGCAACCAUUGGAGGAGGAGUCCUCCAGGGAGAUCUCGCUCGUGAGCUGAGUAGGAAAGGCUUGGUGACACCGGUUGUAGCUGUUCCAUCUAUGGGUUACGCAGGAUGGGCGAUUUAUGGCGGGUAUGGUCCAUUUAGUGCUGCUUAUGGACUAGGUGUAGACCAGAUUAUUGGCGUGAAAGUUAUUGAUUCUGACGGAGAGAUUAGAGAUUCUGAUGUUGAAGGAGAAGAUGGGUUAUUACGAGCUGUCAGAGGCGGAGGUGGCGCGUUAGGGGUUGUUGUCGAGUUGAGAAUCAAGGUUUACCCAUUGCAGAAGGUCCUUGCGGGAAAUAUGGUCUUCGAAUCAGAGAAUAUAUCAAAAACAGUAGAGGUCUUUAACAGCAGAUUCAAAGAGCUAUCCGAGCGAGGACUACCCCUGCAGUUGACAGUCCAGCAAAAAGUCUUACCAAGUUACCAAGGACAAGUAUUCGGAGUUCAAUUCAUGUGGGCUUCAGAAGAUAUUAGAACUGGAAGUCAACUCCUGGCUUAUAUCGAAUCACUUGCACCUGUCAGCCAAAAUGAAGUCAUCUCCACUACACUCUCGCAAUGGAUGGAUUCCAAUACUAGACUCCCUACUAGUGGAUAUGGCAACCCCCUUACAAUAAAUGUGCGGAGUAUAACACCCGAGAUUAUGACGGUCUUAGCGAAAAAUUCAAAAUGGAUGCCGAGGGAUUGCUUGGGGUUUUCCAUGCAGGAGCUCCGUGGAGAAUCAACCAAGACAGACCUCACAGCUGUUUUUGGCGCGCGGGAGCCGCAUUUCAUGCUUGAGAUAUUGCCGAUCGUAUCCGAUAUGAAAAACCUCGAAGAUGCAAACAGAUGGGGAGAGAACUUUCUGGGAGAGCUUAAAAGAACAAACCCCGAAAAUAUAUUGGAGGGGACUUAUAUUUCUUUGACUCGACAAAGCGAGCUGUCUCUAUCUAAGAUUUAUGGCCCGAAUUAUGGUAAUUUGCUUGAGUUGAAGUGGAUGUACGACCCGAAUGAUGUUUUCAGCUUGGCUAUACCGAAGCUAAUUGAUAGAGCCUCGUAGACUAACCAUUGCCUGGAAUUUGUUGAGAACCUGUAAUCUUAUGAAAACAAUAUAAAAUAUUAGAAUAAUAGAUAGCAAUAGACAGCAGUAAAAUGAAUACA
Molecule: messenger RNA, 1620 nt
Organism: Botrytis cinerea B05.10
Lineage: Eukaryota; Fungi; Ascomycota; Leotiomycetes; Helotiales; Sclerotiniaceae
Exons: 2
Coding region: 125-1519 (464 amino acids)
Molecular function (GO): oxidoreductase activity; FAD binding
Source: RefSeq, a predicted model, not a curated record